Bolinopsis microptera is the source of this 3122-nucleotide messenger RNA. Its product is annotated as mucin-2-like. Gene Ontology annotation, cellular component: extracellular matrix. Lineage: Eukaryota; Metazoa; Ctenophora; Tentaculata; Lobata; Bolinopsidae. Bases 332 to 2539 code for a protein of 735 amino acids. The transcript has 18 exons. The record is from RefSeq and is a predicted model, not a curated record.
ACUGACCAUGUUAUUUUAGCAAGUUUUCCGGUCCUGGAUCUGUAUGUCAUUGCAUGACAGAUCUCUGCAGCACAGACCUCUCUGCUAAAUCACGGGAAACGUUUCACACUUGGGUGAGACAAGGGACAUCUUGGUAAAUAAUCUGCAUGCCUGACUACUAACGAUCCUCUAAAUUGCCGCGUGACUUUUUCUAGAGCUCUCGUUGGCUGGAGCUAAAGUAGCUAUCCUCUCAUUGGUCAGAAGGCUCCGAUGAUGUGGAGUGUCACGUGACCAAUGUCUGGACAGCCUGGUCUCUGCAGAGUUGGGGGAAUCUUGUUUGUUGUUUUGCAAGAUGAAGCUUCUUGCGCUUACUCUCUUACUGUUCGUCUGUGUACUCGGAAUAAUUUCUGCCGGUAAAAAUCGGAAGAGAGGACGUCCUGGAAUUGUUAAUAUCCUCCCUGGGUGUGAAGCCGAUGGGUUCGAUUGCACGAGAGAAAAUCUGAAGGGAUGCAAGGGGAGUUCCAACAUAAAAGAACUGAGGCAGUAUUGCUUCGCUAUGAAAGGCCACUCCAGAAUGAUGGAGGAGCUUCAAGACAUUUUUGAUGGUGAGGAGAUGAACAACAGAAAACCGAGAAUGAUAGAAGCUCUAGAUGAAGGCUAUGAAAGCCCGGUUUCAAUAACUGACGGCGCAAGUUGUAGUAUUGGAGGCGGUGCUAUAAUGACGUUUGAUGGGUACUCCCACUCUAUUACCGCUGGCCCCUGCACCUACGCUCUCACCCUCGACCGAUCUAUUUCCAAACUGGUCGUUUAUGGUGUCUUUGAGUCUUACAGAGGUGGUAAAUAUGCCAACAGACUGAAAGAGGUCGCUAUCUAUGUUGAUAAAACUUCGUUUGUGUUAGGCGAAGAUUUCGACAUCAACUACCAAGGAAUAGGAUACGGUGCACCAGCUAGAAUAAACAAGAACAUGGUUGUCUAUCAAGACGAACAUUACAUCUAUGCUGUGGCUGAAGAGUUUGGUGCAAUCCUUAGAUGGGAUCCAGCCGGCCAACUCAAGAUAACUGUUGACAGCUCCUACAAGAACCAAGUUAUGGGACUGUGUGGCAUGUUCAAUGACGACAGUAGUUCUGCGGGAGAACACAACACUUUAAAACACGCAUUCGGAAAAGACGACAUGAGCGCGAAUGACUUUGGAAAAGCCUGGGCUUUAUCAGGCUGUUAUCACGAGCCUUCUGAAAGAAUUGCAGAAAGAGAGAGAAGCUGUGAAAAAGACUUCUUUGAGAAUCUGUGUUCUGUUACUCACGCUGCACCUGGCAUGGCGGAUUGUCUCAGAGAUAAAGAGGCAGGAGCGAGAUACCAAAAGGAGUGUGUAACAAAUCUCUGCCUCUGCGACGAAAUAGAUUCUUGUAUGUACACUGAAACUCUGAGGAUUAGUAACGAUUGCUACGAUAGAAUUGGAAAGAAGAUUGAUAACGCCGACCUGCGAGCAUAUCUAAACAAGAUAGAAAUCCAGUCCUUAUUGCCACGUGAUCACGAAGAUGUGCCCACUGAAGAAAUAGGACCUGAUGAUCUGACGAGCAAUCACGGGGAACCAAGUGCCUACAAUGACUUUAAAGCAGCUGCUUCGUGUUAUGUUUACGGUCACAAUCACAUCCAAACAUUUGACGGAGUUAACUACCAGAGUGAUGCUCACGGUUGUACUUACCCUCUCGCCCUUAGAUCUGGUAUUCAGGACUUUGCGGUGUAUGGCACCUUCCAAGCGGAGGCGUCGUCCGGUGGUCUAGCUUCCCAUUUGGUGUACGUCAGUUUCUUCGACAUCAAAAACAGAGUCAGGGUUCAACUAGGUCAGGGACUGGAAGUCAACUACGAAGGAAGAUCAGUUCCUCUACCCUACAAUAGAGAAUUUGUCUCCAUCUGGCACAACAGCGAAACAAACCAGAUUUAUAUCUACGAUCACGAUGUUGGAGUGCUGGUGCGGUGGGACGGAGAGUCCGUGGUGACAAUCAGUGUGGAUGACCGUUACCAUGGAAACACUAAGGGAUUGUGCGGUACAUAUAAUGGAGAUGAUGAUGACGAGAUCAAUCUGCUGAAGGAUACCCGGCUUACACCGGACACUUUCCAAGUCAUGGUCCAGGAGUGGAAAUUGCCGAGCUGUGGAUUUAACGCCGACAAUUACGCUGACCCCGCCACGUGCACUCCUUCGCUUGAGGACUGGAGUAAGUGCUACGUAGCUCUCACCAACGUUAAGUUCAGUUUCUGUGUCACCGACCUUCCUCCUAUAAACUUCAUUGACCGUUGCAAGCAGGACCUGUGUAGAUGUGUAAAUGACGAGGAGUGCAAGUGUGAGAUUGUCAGUGCUUACGCCUCAAUGUGUGAAGACGCUAUCGGCAAUGCCCUCGCUCCAUGGAGAUCUGCCGAUUUUUGCCCACGAGAUUUGUGCCUGUUCGGGAAUAACGGCUGUAAGCACACCUGUACUUCACCUGGUGUCUGCUCCUGUGAUCCUGGUUUCGCUCUCGGAACCGACGGGAAGAGCUGUCUUGUCGUUAUAGAGGGUUAUGAUUAACGAGAUAUCAGUUGCUGGAUUGAUAGGAUUAGGGUAAUGGGGAUGAACUGGAAUGGAAAUGUGAGACUGAGUUCGGGAUGGUGUAGAUUUUUCUUUUAGUCUAUUUAAAUUAGGUUAUCACUUGUCUAGUAAUGCUGCUUUAUACCAUUAUAAUAAUGCAUGCUCUGCAGAUAUAGUUUUCAUCAAUAGAAUUAUCUCAUAUUGGAUUUUGGAUUUUGGAGCCAUUGCUCAAUGUUUUGGCGCCAUGAUGGCUAGUAAUUUAAUUUUAGGCUGAUUGUACUAUCUUCUUUUUAUAUGAAUUUAAUGUAUAACGAUUAAUGCGAUAUUUCUACUCUUCAUCUUACAAUACACAUCAUCACGAUUUUACCUAGUUCUUUUUAAUUUAGGAUUCAAUUCAAAUUUAUUAUUUCGUUUUUAUAUGACAGAAGACUGAGAAUUAGAUAUUAGAUAACGACUUUUAUACUUACAGAUUUGUUCAUGUUUUAGCCAAUUUAAGUGAUUCAAAUUUUCCGUAAACUUAAAAUCUAAUUAAUAAUUAACUCGAUCAUCACUUACGUCUAAUUAUAUGUUUCUUAUCUGGAAA